Scaptodrosophila lebanonensis is the source of this 10627-nucleotide messenger RNA. It is a transcript of the gene Ppn, whose product is annotated as papilin. Lineage: Eukaryota; Metazoa; Arthropoda; Insecta; Diptera; Drosophilidae. Gene Ontology annotation, molecular function: metalloendopeptidase activity; serine-type endopeptidase inhibitor activity. The record is from RefSeq and is a predicted model, not a curated record. Gene Ontology annotation, biological process: extracellular matrix organization. Gene Ontology annotation, cellular component: extracellular matrix; extracellular region. The transcript has 18 exons. Bases 329 to 10162 code for a protein of 3277 amino acids.
GUUACAUUGAGGAGCGCCCGAUCUCCCCCCACCCUCGAUGCGUUGCAUGUCCUUUCUGUUGGGGCUGCAAUCGUACAGAUCUGUUUAACGAAAUGGGUGUGCACGUCAAUAAAUAAAUAAAUAAAUAAAUCCGGUGGCAAGUGUGCAAAAUAAUUAAAACUCAAUUUGCAAUUUAAAGAGCAAACAAUUUUGACAAACAUUUGCAUAUUUGAAGUGCGAAAAAAGCCGGGAGAGCAAGCGAAAUAAAAUUAAAUAAAUCGUGAGUUGCGCGCAAGGAUAAACAGAAAGGAGGAGAAGCACGUUGCCGUCGAUUAUUAUCAGCGGCAAAAUGGAUUUAUCAAGGCGUUUGCGCUCAAAUGCCUUGGUAUUAUUCAUUGUACUGAUAUGCCUGAAAGACUCACAGAGUAGAUUUCAUGGCCAACGUGCAAAAAGAGAAUAUGGCGCAAAUAUGUAUUUGCCUGCCAGCUCGGUAACGCCUGGAGGCGAGGGUAAUGAUCCUUACGAAUGGACAGAUUGGAGCUCACCGUCAAGUUGCUCACGCACCUGCGGCGGUGGUGUUUCUUACCAGACGCGAGAGUGUCUGCGCAGAGACGUUAAUGGGGAAGCUGCAUGCAGUGGCGGUGAUCGUAAAUACUACUCGUGCAACACACAAGAUUGUCCCGAAGAAGAGCCCGAUUUUAGAGCGCUUCAGUGUUCUCGUUUUGAUGACGUCAAAUUUGACGGCGUCUUACACACAUGGGUACCCUAUAUCAAUGCGGCGAAGCCUUGUGAGUUGAAUUGUAUGCCCAAAGGAGAACGUUUCUAUUACCGUCAGAAGGAAAAGGUUGUGGAUGGCACACGCUGUAAUGACAGAGACCUGGAUGUGUGUGUAGAUGGAGAGUGCAUGCCUGUAGGCUGUGAUAUGAUGUUGGGCUCGGAUGCUAAGGAAGAUAAAUGUCGCAAAUGCGGGGGUGAUGGCAGGACUUGCAAGACCAUCCAGAACACAUUUAGCACAGAUAAUUUGGCAGCUGGCUACAACGAUAUAUUGAUUGUUCCAGUAGGAGCAACCAAUAUUCGUAUACAGGAGACAGCACCUUCUAACAACUAUCUUGCCUGUCGCAAUCUGACUGGGCACUAUUACUUGAAUGGUAACUGGCGCAUUGAUUUCCCACGUCCUAUGUAUUACGCGGGCUGCUGGUGGAACUAUCAGCGCAAGCCUACUGGUUUUGCAGCUCCAGAUCAGUUAACAUGUAGCGGACCUAUUUCCGAGUCUCUAUAUGUAGUUAUGCUGGUGCAGGACAAGAAUGUCAGUAUUGACUAUGAGUAUAGCAUACCAGAAGAAGUGAGUCAGAGUCAGCCCGACGUGCACACGUGGACCCAUAGAGAGUUUGGCCCGUGCAGUGCUUCCUGUGGCGGUGGUACUCAGUCGCGUGAGGUGACGUGUAACAACCGCGUCAGCCUGCAAGACGUCGAAGAAAGUCUGUGCGAUGCCCAGAAUAAGCCAGCUGAAAGCCAGGAAUGCGGUAUGGAGCCCUGUGCACCGCAUUGGGUCGAAAGUGAUUGGACAAAGUGCUCGAAAGGUUGCGGCUCAGAUGGUUUCCAAAACAGAACCGUCACCUGUGAGCGUAUCUCUCCUACUGGUGAACAUACCCUUGAAGAAGAUGCAGUUUGCUUGAAACAAGUUGGCAACAAGCCUGCCACAACACAAGAGUGCAAUCGCGAUGUCAAGAACUGCCCCUCUUAUCACUUGGGUCCAUGGACACCAUGCGACAAAUUAUGUGGGGAAGGCAAGCAGACACGGAAAGUAACGUGCUUUAUCAAGGAAAAUGGACGCAAGCGUAUACUGCCCGAAGAAGAUUGUGUUGAAGAUAAGCCUGAGACAGAAAAUACAUGUAUGCUGGCACCUUGUGAAGGUGUUGAUUGGAUCAUAUCACAGUGGAGUGGUUGUGACGCCUGUGGUCAAAACACAGAAACGCGUACGGCUUUUUGUGGCUCAAAGUCUGGCAAAGCUUAUCCUGACAAAUUUUGUGAGCCGGAAGUUCCAACACUAUCCCGGACAUGCAAGUCGUCAAAGUGUGAGACACAAUGGUUUACAUCGGAGUGGAGCAAGUGCUCUGCGCCCUGUGGGAAAGGCGUACAAUCACGUAUAGUCAUUUGUGGAGAAUUCGAUGGUAAAACAGUUAAGCCCGCUGCUGAUAACUCAAAAUGCGAUGCCUCUACGAAACCCGAAUCAGAGCAAGAAUGUGAAGGCGAGGCAACGGAAUGUCCAGGUGAAUGGUUCACUGGACCUUGGGGCAAAUGCAGCAAACCUUGUGGAGGCGGAGAACGUGUUCGCGAAGUAUUGUGUUUGUCGAAUGGUACAAAUUCAAUAAAUUGUGAUGAAUAUAAGAUUGAAGCACUAUCGGAAAAAUGUAACACUGAGCCAUGCUCGAAAGAUGAGUUGCUACCUCUCACAAGUACUGAUAAGCCUAUCGAAGAUGAAGAAGAAGAAUGUGGCGAUGAAGACGAAGAUGAAGAAGAUUUGCUUACAGAUAGCUCCGGUGAAACAGAUACUACCGAUGCCAUUGACUUUGAUGGAGAAUCAAGUACCUUGAGUACACUUAGAAGCGAUGACUUGAUGUACAGUGACUCUGCUUCGACUAUAGACGAUUCAUCUGUUUCUAGCGAUGUUACUGGCAGCACACUUGAAGGAUCAGGAGAUACAGACAAAACAUCAGACAGCAGUUUUUCGACGGAGGGUAGUGGAGAUGAAUCUGAGGGUACGACUGAUUUCACUGGUACUACCUCAAGUCGCGAUGCUUCCAGUUCAACCGAUCAAUCCGGAUCGACCGUUUCAGGAGCAUCUAGUGAAUCAACCGCCUCUGGGUCCACAGAAUCAAGUGUAUCUGACGGAUCAAGUGAAACAACACCUUCGGGAUCAACCGGAUCCAGUGCAUCAGAUGGAUCUAGUGAAACAACUGUUUCCGGAACCACAGACUUCACCAUUUCUGGAGCUUCUAGUGAAUCAACGGUUUCAGGAUCAACUGAUUCCAGUUCUUCAGGUGGAUCUACUGAUUCAUCUGAAUCGACUAUUGCAGGAUCUUCUAGUGGAUCAACUGCAUCAGGAUCGACAGAAUCGACUGUUGCAGGAUCUUCUAGUGAAUCAACUGCUUCCGGAUCUACAGAAUCAAGUGUUUCAGCUGGAUCUACUGAGACAACUGUUUCAGGAUCAACAGAUUCAAGCGUUUCGGAUGAGUCUAGCGGUUCAACUGCAUCUGGGUCGACAGAUUCAACGAUUUCAGGAGCCUCUAGCGAGUCAACCGUAUCUGGAUCAACUGAGUCGAGUGUAUCAGAUGGAUCUAGUGAGACAACCGUAUCAGGAUCAACAGGAUCAAGCGUAUCAGACGCGUCCAGCGCCUCAACAACAUCUGGAUCAACGGCGUCGACAGCUUCAGGAGUUUCUAGUGAGUCAACUGUUUCUGGUGCAACAGAUACAAGUGUUUCAGAUGGGUCCACUGAAUCAACUGUAUCCGGAUCGACGGAGUCGACUGUUUCAGGAGCUUCUAGUGAAUCUACAGUAUCAGGAUCAUCCGAGUCAACUGCAUCAGAAUCAACAGAUUCAAGUGUUUCAGAUGAGUCCAGUGAAUCAACAGUAUCCGGAUCCACUGAUUCUACUGUUUCGCAAGGAUCUAGUGAAUCUACUGCAUCUGGAACAACAGAAUCCAGUGUUUCAACUGAAUCAGAGUCUACAGAAUCAAGUGUUUCAACUGAAUCUAGCCAAUCAACUGAAUCAGAGUCUACAGAAUCAAGUGUUUCAACUGAAUCUAGCCAAUCAACUGAAUCAGAGUCUACAGAAUCGAGUGUUUCAACUGAAUCCAGCCAAUCAACUGAAUCGGAAUCUACAGAAUCGAGUAUUUCAACAGAAUCGAGUGAAUCGACUGCUUCAGGAUCAACAGAGUCGAGUGUGUCGGACGGUUCCAGUGAGACAACUGCAUCAGGAUCAACAGAGUCGAGUGUCUCAGAUGGCUCAAGCGAAUCGACUGUGUCAGGUUCUACGGACUCGACUGUCUCAGGAGCAUCCAGUGAAUCAACUGUUUCAGGAUCAACAGAAUCAAGUGUGUCGGAAGGCUCCAGUGAGACAACUGCAUCAGGAUCAACAGAGUCGAGUGUCUCAGAUGGCUCAAGCGAAUCGACUGUGUCAGGCUCAACGGACUCGACUGCCUCAGGAGCAUCCAGUGAAUCAACUGUUUCAGGAUCAACAGAAUCAAGUGUGUCGGACGGUUCCAGUGAGACAACUGCAUCAGGAUCAACAGAGUCGAGUGUCUCAGAUGGCUCAAGCGAAUCGACUGUGUCAGGCUCUACGGACUCGACUGUCUCAGGAGCAUCCAGUGAAUCAACUGUUUCAGGAUCAACAGAAUCAAGUGUGUCGGAAGGCUCCAGUGAGACAACUGCAUCAGGAUCAACAGAGUCGAGUGUCUCAGAUGGGUCAAGUGAAACGACUGUGUCAGGUUCUACGGACUCGACUGUCUCAGAGUCUUCUAGUGAAUCAACUGCUUCGGGCUCUACAGAAUCGAGUGUUUCAGCUGGAUCUAGUGAGUCUACUGAGUCAGGAUCAACAGGUUCAAGCGUUUCGGAUGAGUCUAAUGGUUCAACUGCAUCUACUGAGUCGAGUGUUUCAGAUGGAUCUAGUGAGACAACUGUAUCAGUAUCACCAGGAUCAAGCGUGUCAGAUGGGUCCAGCGGCUCAACAGCAUAUGGAUCAACGGAGUCGACUUCUUCGGGAGCUUCUAGUGAAUCAACUGUAUCUGGUGCAACAGAUACAAGUGUUUCAGAUGGAUCAAGCGAUUCAACUAUCACUGGUUCAACUGAAACAACUAUUUCAGAAUCAACUGAUACGAGUGGAGGUUCAACGGUAUCCGGUUCUACAGAAUCAAGUGGUAGCACAACUCUGGGAUCAUCUGGGUCCACAGAAAGUGGUUCUACAGAUGACACAACGGAAAGUGGCUCGACUGAAGAAAGCACUUCUGAAGGUUCCUCAUUAUCAACAGAAGAAGGUACAACAGAAGAUAUCUGGAGUUCUUCUGAUGAUGGAGAAAGUAGCACUCCCAAUACUUGGGAAACAGCUAUUACUUCCAGUACAACUCGUAAAUGUAAGCCAAGAAAGAAGAAGAGUUGUAAGAAGUCUGAAUAUGGUUGCUGUCCCGAUGGUAAGUCUACCCCUAAGGGACCAUUUGAUGAAGGAUGCCCGAUUGCGAAAACUUGCGCUGAUACCGAAUACGGAUGCUGCUUGGACGGUGUUUCACCAGCAGAAGGCGAGAAAUAUAAGGGCUGUCCGAAGUCUCAGUGUGCGGAGACGCUGUUUGGAUGUUGUCCAGAUAAAUUCACACCUGCUGAGGGCGAGGACGAUGAAGGCUGUCCAGAACCAACAACCUUGCCACCCACUACAACUGAAGAGUAUUCGACCACUGAAUUGGAAGGUUCUGGUGAAGGGUCGGGAACCACAGAUGGUGAUGUUGUUAAAUCAUGCAGUUUCGAAAAGCAUGGCUGUUGUCCUGAUGGUAAGACUGCUGCAGAGGGAGAGAACUUCCUAGGCUGUGAACCAGUUAUACAAUCGGCUCCAGAAGGCUGCGAACAGACUCAGUACCGUUGCUGUCCAGAUGGCCGUACACCUGCUUCUGGACCUGAUAAUCAAGGUUGUGCAGCUUGUAUGCGUGAACAGUUUGGUUGCUGCCCCGACAAUGAGACACCAGCUCAUGGUCCACUUGGCGAGGGUUGUUGCUUGAAUUCUCCAUACGGUUGUUGUCCCGAUAACAUAAAUAGUGCUCGUGGACCAAACUUCCAAGAUUGUGAUUGCGCAUAUACGCCGUACGGCUGCUGUCCAGAUAAAAAAACAGCAGCACGAGGUCCAGAAAAUGAGGGCUGUGCCUGUGAGUCAACUCCACAUGGCUGCUGCCCCGACAAAAUCACCGCUGCAAAGGGACCGAAGUUUGAGGGAUGUCCAUGUGAAACCAUGCAAUUCGGGUGCUGUCCCGAUGGUCUUACUUUGGCCCAAGGUCCAAAUCAUUAUGGAUGUCAUUGCUCACAGACUGAGCAUAAGUGUUGUGAAGAUGGAAAGACUCCCGCAAAGGGUCCAAGAGGAGAGGGUUGCACAUGCUUGGAAAGUAGAUAUGGCUGCUGUCCUGAUGGAAUUACGAGCGCGCAGGAUGAUAAGUUCGGCGGAUGCGAGAAUGUACAGGAGCCACCUCAGAAGUCCUGUGGUCUGCCUAAGGAAGCCGGUGGCUGUGGUAACUUCAGUGUCAAAUAUUUCUACGACACGGGUUAUGGAGGCUGCGCAAGAUUUUGGUAUGGCGGUUGUGAUGGAAAUGCAAAUAGAUUCGAUACUGAAGCUGAAUGUAAGGAUACCUGCCAAGAGUAUGACGGGCAGCACGUCUGCCUGCUACCAAAAAGCUCUGGUCCUUGCCAGGAGUUCACCAAAAAAUGGUACUUCGAUGCUGAUCGUAAUCGCUGUGAAGAAUUCCGGUAUGGCGGGUGUUAUGGAACAAAGAACCGCUUCGACAGCUUGGAGCAGUGUCAGUCAAGAUGUUCAAUCAGUGACAGUGUUCCACCAUGUGAACAACCCGCGGAGAGCGGACCUUGCGCUGGUAAUUUCGAGCGUUGGUACUAUGAUAAUCAAACCGAUAUUUGCCGUCCCUUCGUCUACGGUGGUUGCAAGGGUAACAAAAACAACUAUCCGACGGAGCAUGCCUGCAGCUACAGCUGUCGGCAACCAGGUGUACUUAAAGACCACUGCUCACUACCAAAGCAAACCGGUGAUUGCAGUGAAAAGCAAGCCAAAUGGCACUUCUCACCGACCGAGCAGCGUUGCUUGCCAUUCUACUACACCGGUUGUGGUGGAAACAAAAACAAUUUCCCCUCAUUGGACUCAUGCGAGGAUCAUUGUCCCCGGCAAGUUGCCAAAGACAUUUGUGAAAUACCUGCCGAAGUUGGUGAAUGCUCCGACUAUCAACUACUGUGGUACUAUGACAUCAAAGACGCAGCUUGUCGCCAAUUCUACUACAGCGGCUGUGGUGGCUCUGAGAACCGAUUCACUAGCGAAGAAGCCUGCUUGGCACGAUGCGAAAAGAAACCUGAACCGACACCACCACCACCACCCCCAGCACAGGUCGAUGUAUGUUCCGAGCCCGAGAGUGUUGGAGAUUGUUACGAGUAUGUGCUCAAGUGGCGCUAUGAUAUAGAAACAGGAAGGUGUCGACAGUUUUUCUAUGGAGGAUGCGGGGGUAAUGGCAACCGCUUCGAAACGGAGACAGACUGCCUGCAGAAAUGUGAUCGGCCAGCGCAACUACCACCACAGAGACCUGCGCCACAACCACAGCCUCAACCUCAGCCUCAGCCCCAACCGCAACCACAGCCAACGGGUGAUUUGUGUGAUUUGCCUGCUAGCGUGGGUGAUUGCGAUCAAUAUGACCUGCUAUGGACAUUUAACACAACUACAGGACUUUGUGAACAGUUCUACUAUGGAGGUUGCGGUGGCAAUGAUAAUCGAUUUAAGGCUGAAGAGGAUUGUUUGGCUCGUUGCAGUCCCAGAAUAGAAAACCGCAUAGGCGAGCCAGAGGAGCAGCCACAGGAAAGCGUGCCUCAGACAGAUACGGCGAAGUGCUUCCUUCCGGCAGUCUCAGGAAAUUGCUACAACAACGAGACACGUUGGUACUACAAUAGCCAAGAAGGUCUUUGUGACGAAUUCAUAUAUACUGGCUGCGAUGGAAAUGAGAACAGCUUUGCAAACGAAGAUGAUUGUCAAAAUGAGUGCUUAGACGCACAAAGUACAUGUUCGCUACCACCAGUUCGUGGUCGGUGUGAUGAAGUGUCGCAUCGCUGGUACUUCGAUCAGGGCACUGGCGGCUGUUACGAGUUUGAAUUCACGGGUUGUCGUGGUAAUCGAAACAACUUUGUUACAGAGGCGUUGUGUUUGAGCUACUGCCGCGGCGGUCAACAGCCCCCGGAGCAAGAACCUCCAGCACCGACAUAUUCCGUGUGCGACCUGGCACCAGAAGCUGGAGAAUGCUACAAUCAAACAACUGCUUGGUUCUAUGACAACGAAAAAAUGGCAUGUACUGCCUUCAUCUAUACGGGAUGUGGUGGUAAUGGUAACCGGUUUGAGACACGUGAACAAUGCGAGCGCCAGUGCGGCGAGUUUAAGGGAGUUGACGUGUGCAAUGAGCCGGUCACCUCUGGCCCUUGUACGCAGUGGGAGACCCGGUACUACUACAAUCGCACACAGAAUACAUGCGAUCCAUUUACGUAUGGUGGCUGUGAUGGCACGGGCAACCGCUUUAAUGAUCGCUACGAGUGCGAGACGGUAUGCAUCGGUGGCCGCGAGCCGCAGCCAUCGGGUGUUUCCAGAGAUAUCUGUCGUUUACCGGUACAAAUUGGUCGCUGCAACGGCCAAGUUGUAGCGGAACGCCGUUGGUAUUAUAAUGAUGAAGUCGGCAGCUGCGUACCUUUCAUUUACUCUGGAUGCUCGGGCAAUCAGAACAAUUUCCGUUCGUAUGAAGCAUGCACUGGUCAAUGCGGACAGCCUAUCGAACGCAACGAAAUAACGAAUAACGAAAUUGAACCUGAGCCAAACCGUUGUGAGACCUACGAAAAUAACUGCCGUGAUUUGCGUUGUCCUUAUGGUGUCCGUCGCGAAGCUGCACGAUCGGAUCCCGAUUGUACGCAAUGUGUAUGUGAGAACCCUUGCGAUGACUACUCUUGUCCGGAGAGUCAACAAUGCGAUGUUGAAGUGUCGAAUACUGACAAUCGCCAAUUCGUGCCCGUUUGUCGAGAUAUUAAUAAGCCCGGAAUCUGCCCACAGCUAAUUGCUAACGCUAGUAACUGUAUAACCGAGUGCUAUACCGAUGCCAACUGUCGCGGUGAUAAUAAAUGCUGCAACGAUGGCUGUGGAAAUUUGUGCGUUCGUCCAACGCAGCCAACACGUCCAACGUUAUCCCCGACUACGCCAGCACCAGUGAUAAUAUAUCCAGGAGAAGUGAAGGCUGCACUAGAGCCAAGAAAACAACAGGAAUUAGACGUACAGACCUCACUGGGUGGCAUUGCGGUGCUACGCUGCUUUGCUACAGGUAACCCGGAGCCAAAUAUAACCUGGUCGCUGAGGAAUGUUGUGAUUGACACCAAUCAAGGACGUUAUGUGCUCAUUUCAAAUGGGGAUUUAACAAUAGUCCAGGUGCGUCAGACUGAUGAUGGCACCUACGUGUGCGUAGCCAGCAAUGGGCUAGGCGAGCCAGUGCGUCGUGAAGUAACAUUGCAAGUAACAGAGCCCCAAGAUAUACCUGCCUAUAUUUACGGUCCUAAGAACGCUACCCAAAUUGUUCAACUCAACCGGCCCGCUCUGGUGCGUUGCCCCGCGGGUGGUAAUCCAGCGCCGGAUGUUAGCUGGUGGCGUUACAACAAACGUUUCCGAUUGAUCGGAGAGCGUCAUGAGAUGACGCGCGAAUACUCGUUGUUCUUCAAGUCCAUUCAGUUGUCCGACCUCGGUCCGUACACAUGCGAUGCUUAUAACAAACGCGGCCGACCUGUCUCACUAGUUGUCACACUGAAGGCUGUGGGGCCAGCACGUGCGGUGACCAAUGCAGAUGCACAAUACUUGAAAUAUGUUUUAGACCCAGCGACGGCACCCGCUACACGUAGACCUAACUAUCCCUAUCGCCCGUCACGCCCCAUAUAUGUGCCCCCACCAUCGCCUGUAGAAAUUGCACCACAACGAAUAAGUGCACAAGCCGUGCUUGGCUUAGAUCCGCAGAAUAGCUACACGCCUGGCUCCACUAUUGCCAUGAGCUGUUCUGUUCAGGGUUAUCCUACUCCGGAUGUCACAUGGACCAAGGACUCCUUGCUCCUAAGACCUGAUGGACGUGUGCAAAUAACAUACGAACCCCAUCGUUUGGUGAUUAGCAACGUAACAGCAGAAGAUACUGGAGUUUAUGGCUGUACAGCACGUAAUUCUUAUAGUUACAGCACCAGCGAGGAUAAUAUUCGAAUCGAAUCUGUCAUACCGGUGUCCCCAGAAUGCAUUGACAAUCCCUAUUUCGCUAACUGCAAUCUGAUUGUCAGGGCUCGCCAUUGCCAGAACCAUUACUAUGCCAAGUUCUGUUGCAGAUCUUGUACAUUGGCUGGCCAAAUUGCCGCACCACAUCCAAAUGCCGUUUAGGAACGGCAGUCAACACCGAUUGUUCCGGCAAAAUUCCACUUAGUUUUGCAACAAAGCCUUAAAUAUUAGUUUUAAAUAGAUUUUCGUAUUGAAUUGAAUCAACCAAGAAUACAUAGUGAGCAGGUUCACACAACAUGCGUAUCCUCAGGCCCCAGUGGCCCGUUUUAAAGCAGAAACCAAAAAACCGUAUACCGGCAAGGCAAUAGAUCAAAUCAAUAAUUAAUUUAGUAUAUGGUUCUUUUACCCCAACAGCAAAUAGUAUUAGCAUUUUAUGUUUUGUUCCUAUUUAUUCUUGAAUAACAGUUAAUUCAAUCCGUAGAACAAGUGGCUACAACGAAUUUUCAAUUAAUUUUAGUUUUCAUUAAAUCUAAAACAUAUGUACAUUAGUGCGUUGUCCAACGCAUUUACACGUGUAUAAAUAUAACGAUUGUAAAUAAAUUAAAAAUAAUAAAAAGUUGCAAUUCA